Mesitornis unicolor (brown roatelo) is the source of this 629-nucleotide messenger RNA. RefSeq names its product CDC42 small effector protein 2-B-like. The transcript has 3 exons. Gene Ontology annotation, cellular component: plasma membrane. Bases 1 to 231 code for a protein of 76 amino acids. Gene Ontology annotation, biological process: regulation of Rho protein signal transduction. The record is from RefSeq and is a predicted model, not a curated record. Gene Ontology annotation, molecular function: small GTPase binding. Lineage: Eukaryota; Metazoa; Chordata; Aves; Mesitornithiformes; Mesitornithidae.
AUGACUGAAUUCCUGGUCUGUUUUAACUGGUGCAGUGGUGAACAGCCCCAGCCGAAGAGGCGUCGGAGGCUGGACCGGAACAUGAUAGGAGAACCAAUGAACUUUGUACACACUGCGCAUGUUGGGGCAGGGGAGAUGAGUAGUGACUAUUCAUCAGCUGUAUCAAUUCAGGACCACAUGAAGUCUAAAGGUGGCUACACAAAUGGCACUUCUGCAACUGUUGAGAUAUAGGAAGCAGAGAGAAGGCUGAAAUCUGCUCUGUCUUAUGAGGAUCUCCUCGACUGUGCUUUCAUAUGCUCCAAAAAAUCCUUAUCUUGGAGUAGAGAGAAUGCUUGAAUUAUAAAUAGGUCAGUGCAAGCUUUGGUGUUUUUUGCACAAUAACUUCUGAAGGAGUUAUUGUAAAUUAUCCUUAAAACGGCCUGUCGUGGUAGUGUUGUAGUAGCAACUGUAAUUUGUCACUGUGGGUGAUGACUCCCUAACUGUGUCCCAACAGCCUCACAAAAUUGUCUUGUAGGAUGGCAUUGGAAGUCAGUAUGAAUUGUCUGAGGUUUUGGUUUCUGUCUUUCUCUCCCCUCAAGAAAUGCAAAGGUUGAUUUUAAUUGGAAGGUAUCACAUGUUGGCACUUUUUA